This is a messenger RNA of Anguilla rostrata (American eel), 2732 nucleotides long. RefSeq names its product fatty-acid amide hydrolase 2-A-like. Lineage: Eukaryota; Metazoa; Chordata; Actinopteri; Anguilliformes; Anguillidae. The transcript is spliced from 11 exons. Gene Ontology annotation, cellular component: endomembrane system. The record is from RefSeq and is a predicted model, not a curated record. The coding region runs from base 142 to 1728 and encodes 528 amino acids.
GAACGGACCACAGGUUAAUUCGGUUUGACCUCCUGUACGGUGGCAAUAUGUAACGACCCGUUGCAUGCUGGGAACCGUGCUGCUUCAAUUCAUUCGAGUCAGGAAACGAAACACUUGUUGUAUCCGACCGAAUUUUUCGGCAUGGCGCUGACCCGUCUUGAACGGUUCUUAACCUGGGUGUUGCGCGCAUUUGUGGCGUUUCUGUUCGCCGCCUUUCAGCUGCUUGCACCCCGGCAGUCGGACGGGUCCUCUAAACUCCCACCAAUCACAAACCCUCUGCUGAUGAUAUCGGGGAUACAGCUCGCGCAGAAGAUACGCCGAAAGGAGGUAAUGAGUGUAGAGGUGGUCCAGGCAUAUAUUGAUCGCAUCCAGGAGGUCAAUCCCCUCAUUAACGCCAUGGUUAAGGACAGGUUCAGUGAAGCUCUCCAGGAGGCUGCUCAUGCGGACAGGCUGGUGCAGGAGGAGGAGGGGGGAGAGGAGGCUCUGCAGCAUCGCCUCCCCCUGCUGGGCGUUCCCUUCACUGUCAAAGAGUCCUUCAAGCUGCAGGGCAUGCCGAACAGCACAGGACUGCUGUCGAGGAGGGGUGUGGUCUCCCAAGGCGACGCCCCCCCCGUAGCGUUGCUGAAGAGGGCGGGGGCGAUUCCACUGGGCGUCACAAACUGCAGUGAGCUCUGCAUGUGGCUGGAGUCCCACAACCGCCUGUACGGCAUCACCAAAAACCCCUACAACACUGAGCGCAUACCUGGCGGCAGUUCAGGAGGGGAGGGCAGUAUUUUGGCGAGCGGGGGUUCUGUCAUCGGCGUGGGCUCAGAUAUCGGGGGCAGUAUCCGCAUACCCGCCUUCUUUAACGGCAUCUUCGGCCACAAACCCACCCCAGGUGUGGUGUCUAAUGAGGGUCAGUACCCUCCUGCCUCAGAGCAGCAGCAGAGCUUCCUGUGCACAGGACCCAUGUGCCGCUACGCCGAAGAUCUGCUCCCUCUGCUCAGGAUCAUGGCAGGACCCAGCGCAGAAAAGCUGUCUCUCUCCUCGGAGGUGGACCUGAGUAAGCUGAGGUUUUUCUCUGUGCCUCAUGAUGGUGGUUCCCCCCUCAUGUCCCCUGUGGACCAGGAGCUCCUGGAGGCUCAGAGAAAGGUGGUGGAGCGUCUGGAGACAGACCUGGGGGUGAAAGUACAGAAGCUGCAGCUCCCCCAGCUCAGAUACUCCUUCCAAAUCUGGGGAGCAUUGAUGGGGGCUCCAGGGAAGGACGGAAAGCCGCCCAAGACCUUUGCAGAGCUGAUGGGGGGUGAAGGCAAGAGGGUGUGGCCUAUCUGGGAAAUGGCCAAGUGGAUGCUGGGACGGUCCUCCCAUACCAUGCCUGCUAUCGGUCUGGCUCUGAUGGAGAUGGUGCAGAGCUCUCGGCCCUCCCCGUUUGUCCUACAGCAGAAGGAGGAGCUACAGACACAGCUUGAGGAGCUUCUGGGUACAGAUGGGGUUCUGCUGUACCCCACUCACCCCCACAUCGCUCCCAAACAUCACCACCCUUUCUUCACCCCCUUCAACUUUGCUUACACAGGGAUCUUUAACAUCCUGGGGCUGCCGGUGACUCAGUGUCCUGUGGGACUGAGCAGGGAGGGUUUACCCCUGGGGCUGCAGCUGGUUGCCGGGAAACGGCAGGAUCACCUGACUCUGGCAGCCGCCCUGCACCUGGAGAGAGCAUUCGGGGGCUGGAGGGACCCGGGGACUGUCUAAACACACACACAAACACACACACACUCACACACUCUACACACUAUACACACACACACACACACAUACACACACUAGCGAUAAAACAGAAUGAUAACUGAUUAAAGGACAGCUUCUGUCUAUUCAAAGUAUUACAUCAAACUGCUUAACACACUGUACACACAGUACUUACACACAUGUGCUCCCACAGAUAUGCACAAACUGCUUAACACACUGUACACACAGUACUUACACACAUGUGCUCCCACAGACAUGCACAUACUGCUUAACACACUGUACACACAGUACUUAAACACAUGCUCCCACAGACAUGCACAAACUGCUUAACACACUGUACACACAGUACUUACACACAUACUCCCACAGACAUGCACACAUUCUGCACACAAACAUUCACACACAAUGUACAGACCACAAACACAUAUUUUAAUUCUUUGAGACCACCGUUAAACAUACAACAAAUAAGAACCCUGAAAGUAUGUAUUAUAUGAAUACUUGAAUAUGAACCAUGUAAUCAUAUGGUUGUUCCCUGUCUGAACUAUUUUAACUGAUACAAGGAAGUACACAGUUCUCACAACAUACAGAUGAAACCACUUUCAUACAGAGAAAAAGCAGAUUGAUAACUGAUUAAUUGAUAGCUACUAUCUCUUCAAGUUUUACUUCACACUGCCUCACAGUAAAUAUACCUUUUCACUUUAUAUAGUUGAAAAACUGAACUUAAAAUUUUAAAUUGCUAAUAUUUUAGAACAUCUGCAUUCAUGUGUAUAAUUAACUUAAUUACAUAAAGUUCAAUAUUCUUUGUUAUCAAUAAUGUAAUGAAAAGUAGCAUAUUCAGGCUUUGCAGAGAGGCAUGUGAUUAAAAUGUUCCCUGAAUUUCAAAGUGAAAUUACAAUACAAAUAAAUGAGUCAUUGAUCCCGGUUCGGUAGUAGGGAGAGCAGUUUGUUGUGUAUAUUUGUAAUGUUUUGCAGAUUAAUUCAUGAACAAAUAACAAGGUAUAUUAAACAUG